AUGAUAAGUAAGUCGUUAAAUGAAGAAAUACAUCAAGGACAAUCAGUUGUAAGCGACGCUGUUAAUAAUGAUUCUUAUUCCAUAAUUAUACUGGACAAUGGGUCUUACUCAAUCAAAGCAGGGUUUGUAAAUCAAAUUGCUCCUACCCAUAUUUUUCAAAACUGCGCUGUGCAAACUUUUGGACGUCGUGACGCGAGAGAUCAUUUCUUACAAAAUACAACUUCUCUUGGCAAUACAGUGCAACAAGGAAACGUUAAUCUGCCAACAUCUCAUGCACGACAUAACAAUUUAUUCCUUGGUGACGAUAUUUAUACUGUCCCCGAAUUUCUUUGUCAGCGUCCUUUUGAUCAUGGGUUACUUGUCAAUGGAGAUUUGGAAGUUUCUAUAUGGGAUAAAAUGUUUUCAAAACAGUAUUUAAAUAUUUCUGAUUAUUCAUCACAUGGUAUACUCGUUACAGAACACUUUAAUUCUCCAACAACAUGUCGCUACACUCUUACCGAAAUUAUAUUUGAGGAAUUUGGAUUUGAUCGGGUAGUCAUUUCUCCAGGACAACAAUUAGUUCCUUUUUCUUUUAACUCGGGCCUGGAACCUAUUCCAAUAUCACUGGCUGAUACACAAGAAGGCUUUUUUACUAUAAAACAAAAACCUAAACGGAAAGUAGGAGGUUCUGGUUUUAAAAAUUUGAAAUCUUGGAAGAUCGGAGAUGUGUCAAGUGAGACAACAGAAAGGCCCCCUUGCCAAAUAGUGGUUGACGUAGGGCACCAAACCACGUGGAUUGUACCAUUGUUCAAUGAAAUACCUUUGGAAACAGCUGUUAUGCGAAUAGAUUUAGGCGGUGCUAAUGUGUCGUCUUUACUGCGUCAAUUUCUUUCUUACCGUCAGAUUGAUUUAGAACGCAAUGAACUAUUGAUUCAUCAUAUAAAAGAAGAAGGAUGCUUUGUUUCUCUUAAUUAUUUGGAAGAUCUUCGGUUAGCAAACCGCAUUUUUUCUAAGAGCUUAUCGUCCAAUAUCGAAACUGUUACUCAUUUAACUCAUCAAUAUUAUCUCUUUAAUCUUAAUCAAAAAGAGAAAUCAUCGCUAAAACGUUUAUUUAAAAGUGUUCGUGCAGCACGAAUUCCUCACUAUCAACUAAAUGAAAAUGAUACAAAUUCACCCUUAUUUUCACCGGUUGAAACGUUGGCAACGUCGUUUUCUGAUCUUUUGUCUUCAAAUCAAAAUGAUGUAGAACCUGAGAAAGAAGUUAACCACAAUACAAGUAGAUCAGAAUCUUCAUGGUAUUCUUCUGAUAAACCACCCGUCGUUUAUAUGAACAUCGAGCGUAUAAAACCACCUGAACUAUUAUUUUAUCCUUCUGAUUACCAACUGUCAUUUCCUGCUGUACGUAACACAUCAAAUGCAUCGAUCCGUGCAACAUUAACGAGUAAAAAGUCAACUGUUGCUGCCAUUGACCCACAUAAGUUGAUAAAUAACACGUAUGAGCCAUUCACUCCAGAAAAACAAUGUGGUAUUGCAACUGCUAUAAAACGAGCGAUACUCGCCUGUCCAUCUGUAACACAGCCCUAUAUGGCGCAACGGAUUCUUUUAUGCGGAGGGUCUUCUUGUUUUACUAAUUUUUCUCGUCGACUAUAUACAGAGUUACGUUCCAUUUUGCCCGAGCAAUGGCCUAUUUGCAUUUAUCAACAAGAAUCUCCUUCCAUAACACCUUGGAUAGGAGGGAGCAUUUGGGCCGGCAUACAGGACUCAUCCAAUUACUUCACGUUUGCUCUCACAAGAUCUCAGUAUUUUGAAACGGGCUGACAACCUUAACACUCUUAUUUAUUCAGUCAGGAUCUAUUCAAAAAUCUGCAACAGGUAACAUGAUGAAUUCCCUUGCUUAGUACUAGGCGAAAACUAAUUAUACAUGAUUCUACUAAAUAUAAUUAUUUUUAAGAUUAUUCGCAAUCAAUUACUUUCUUAACUUAAAAAACUUCUUGUCAAUGUUCAAAGUCACUUGUUUCUGCUUUAAAAAAAUAUUGUUCAGCUACUACGUCUAAUUGACAUACGAAAGUGUAAUUGCUAGUGUAAUGUAAAAAUAUAAUAACAUAAAUUAUAGGGUUCUUAUGCUUUUGUUCUUUAUUGCAAAAACAUUAUACACAGACUUCAAUCUCAAAAUAAACUCUAUUUGCGCUAGAACAUAAAAUACCGUCUUGUUAUUCUCUGCUUUCAAAAAAAAUUUUGUCUAAUAUUUUUCCGAAAUGAGUUACAUUGCCACUCAAAGAUUAAAAAAAAAACGGAUUUGAUGCUUUUUUUCAAAGCUUCCUUUUCUUGCAUAAAUAUAAUAUUUGAUAAUCUUACAUUUUUUAAUUACAACUUCAAGGGUUGCUUA
Molecule: messenger RNA, 2365 nt
Organism: Hylaeus volcanicus
Lineage: Eukaryota; Metazoa; Arthropoda; Insecta; Hymenoptera; Colletidae
Product: actin-like protein C08B11.6
Exons: 5
Coding region: 1-1797 (598 amino acids)
Cellular component (GO): Swr1 complex
Molecular function (GO): nucleosome binding
Source: RefSeq, a predicted model, not a curated record